Molecule: messenger RNA, 2403 nt
Organism: Fusarium pseudograminearum CS3096
Lineage: Eukaryota; Fungi; Ascomycota; Sordariomycetes; Hypocreales; Nectriaceae
Exons: 4
Coding region: 1-2403 (800 amino acids)
Source: RefSeq, a predicted model, not a curated record
AUGCAUACUCGAUCUCACGCACUCACUCCGGUGAACGCUCCAAUGAUGAAACCUCUAUCUGAAAAUUCUCUGCCAUACACUGAGAGUGACAAUUCGGCCCGAGAUGCGCGUCAUGGGCGUAACACCACCGCCUCUACUGUUUCCUGUCACUCGAAUCAUUAUGACAAGUCUGUAAUCGAAGAUGGUGUUCAAAUGCACGACUUCUCUUCCCCCGCCCCGAGCAAGUCUCGUGGUAAAAGCCCCGAUCCAAACAGAUUCGUCGCAGAACGUCCUCCUCGUAUCAAUCCACGUGUUGGGACGGGACUCACAGUUCCCAAGGCCGACAACUCGUCUUUCGAAGAUCAAGCCGCUUCAGAGUGGGAAACUGUCGCUGGAGACGAUGCAUCCGAAAGCUACCCAGAAGCUUCAAUCAAGCCGCUGAGACGUCAGGGAAACUUUUUAGGUUACAGCCCACAGAAUGGAAUCCCCCAGAACAACCACAACGUUUGGGCACCACAAACGGAGAGCUUUGAGCUUGUCUCACACUCUGGUCCGUCCGUGCGAGUGCAGCCGAGAUCUUCUCCUCGUUUGCAUUCGUUUAACUCUUCGUCCAGUUUCUACAGUGAUUUGAGCAAGCAAAGUGGCAAUGACGCAAACAUCUACGGGAAAUCUCCCAUCCCUUGCGAUCCCGAAGAUUUCCCAACGGACAAUCGCGCUCAGCAACAAACCAAGAGGUACUCCCAUGCCUCGUCCGACAGUCAUGACGACCCCUUCAAGUAUGACAAUGAGACGUACUCGGGAUUUCUUCGCCCAUCGGCCGAGAGAGAAAAUGUCGAUGAAGAGGUCAAAGUUCCGGUUCAUCGGGAAGGAGACAAAGACACGCGCCGUGCUCCAAUCCCCGAUAGACGACUGACUGGUGAAAUCGCUGCUCUUGACAAGAACAGGCCUCUUACUGGUACCGAGGGCGACUGGCAGACUGUCACUAGCGAACAAGUUCUCAACUCCAUGCAGCAGGAAUACCUUGACAGCAUCGCAAAAGGAACUGGGAGCAGCCUUGCUGAUGUGUCUGAUGUGACCGAGCGCGGCCAUCAACUUCGCACAUACAGCUCUACAGACAGAAUCAUUCGUCACCCUUACGGCGACAACCCUUAUGAUUCGUACCACAUUCGUCGCGACAGAGGAACUAACCUUGCGGUUUCUGUUCCGCGGUAUGGCGAUGGCCCAGGGACAUUUGCCAGCAACACUGCUCGAAAGUUUGUCCAGCCCAUGUCCAGAUUGCCCGAAUCAGCUGCUCGAUUCUCCAACAUUUUUCGCAGAGACCAAAAUGAACAGACGCCUGACGGUAUCCUCCUCUCCGAUCUGGACCCCAACAGAGCAAGCUACCAGAGCCUUGACUCGGACGCAAUUCCAAACAGCAAUACCGCAGACUCAAACUUGCCCAAUGGUCAAAGGUUUUUCAGCUGGAAUCGAAUUCGUGAAACUCUUGGGCGAGAGCCACCCAAGACCCCUCUGACCAUCCUCGAUCAGCCACUGUAUAGACAUGGUAUACAAGACUCUGAUAAUUCCAACAAAUCGAAGCACAUUCCUCAUGACAAUUUUCUCAAAGAGCUUCCAUCGCUGCCUUUUCCUCUCGUCAGUCUUCCCGAGGCUCAAAUGCUGCAGCAGUUCAAACGACAGAGAGGUGAAGAAGAUCAUACUGAGAGUGCAGGCAACUUCGCCGCCCGUGGAAGGUCAAACACUAUCAGCACUGCUGCAUCGCCAGGUCUCCCUGUAGCCCCUUCUCCUCCCAAGAGAAGCUUCUGGGCCAUAUCUCCCGAGAGUAGCGUUGCACGACCCGCGCCGACUCACCAGCCCAAGAGCCUGCGCCAGAGGUUCCGUCGCCGUGAUUCAAGCGAGAGAAUUUCUGAGAUGCUCGUUUCUUCUUCCGCUAUUCUUGAUACUCCGCCUUCCGCGAAGCCCCAGUCCAGCACUCACCGGACGUGGUAUCGAGGACAGCAGCCGAGCUUUUCAACUCCUCGCGCCGGACAGAGCCAACCUCGUGGGUUCUCCUCAAGCAUACGGUCUCGCAGAUUCCGGCCCGAUUCUGAACCUCUCGAUGGAAGCCCCUUCACACUGGCCGAGACUCGCCUUAUUGAAGAGGCUCGCGAGAACAUGUUCUACCACCGUCAGCGAACCGACAUGGUCGCCCAACGAGGAAAGCGACUUUUCAUCUGGAUCAUGAUCCUGACCCUUUUCUUCCCGUUUAUCGGCCCAGUCGUACUCUACGGCAAACUCAACUCGACCAUCUCGUGGUACACCCAUGGGGAAAUCCAGUGUCUCACCCAGGAUCAGCGCGGAAUCCUCAAGCAGCAACUCGUAGUCGAGGCUGUCUUGUACACUGCUCUCAUCAUUGCGCUCUCCGUCCACUACUCAAUCUACAACUAG